AGAGGGAGAAAUAGAGAGCCAGUGUGUGUGAGAGGGAGCGUGGAUGAGGGGGGGAAGAGGGAAAAGGGGGGUGCGACAGAGAAAGAGAGAGGCGAGGGAUGCCUGUUUGGAGCAGCAGGCAUCAGCGGGAGAAAGAGAUGGCAUAUUAGACCAUUACCAUGAGCAGAGCCCAGGGCCUGUGCUGAAGAUCUGUUCCAUCUCUUAAUAAACAUAUUGCACCAAAUGUCUCCUGUCCCUGGCAGGACCUUGCCAGCUGGUACCUUCACUCCUUCUGAAGCCUGAAAAAGCAAGGGAAGUUUAAUUUUCCUUUUUUCUUUUCCCAUUGAAAAGGGAGUUACAUAGAAAUAUAUUUUAAGGAGUGCGGGGGGAGGGAAGCAGGGGCAGAGCUGGAAUCAGGAGAGCUGCAGAUUUGCUCCUUUUAGGAGUUCUGUGUACCUGGAGGUGCUGAAUGUGAGCUCUACUGAGUUCCCCCAAGCCUAGCAGCAGCUGUAGAUGUGUGCCUGUGUGUAUGCUUAACCCUUUCUUGGCUCCUGGGAUUAAUACCAUGCUGAAGAUCCUCACCAAAAAGCUCAGGAACCAGAGUUUGAAUGAGAUUCAGCCUUUCCAGCUCAAGAUCUCCUAUCCCCCAAGUGAUGAGGACAGCGACGACUCUGAGGGCGAGAACCAGGAACUUGCUCAGAUUGACAGAGAGAGAAGACGGAAUUGUAACCUGAUGCCCUUAGCCACCAACCAGCUCCAGAACCAGGAGAAUCAGUGCUGCAAGGUGCGAGCCCUUUUCCAUGCCAGCCUGGAUCGCCACAGCUCAGAGGAAGAACUGGAGCGCAUCAACCGAGAGUUUGCCGCUGAGAAACGGAAGUGGUCACAGGUCAGCAGACUAGCCUGUUGUAGUGAUAGCAACAACACAUCCUCCAGUGAUGAAGAAGUGAAGAACUUGUGUGGCAUGACUUUCCGGCCUGUGGUGGAACAGGCAGACAGCCUGCAUGCUAGUCCAAGCCCGGUGCUGUUCAGUGCCUCCCCACCUAAGAGACUCCAGCCCUUGGUUCGGAACCCAGCCUCCAGACCUUUGAUCUUCACAAGUGUUGGGGCUGGUUUUGAGCAAGUCAUGCCUUGUAAGAGACACCGGCAAGGAUAUGGGGAUAAGGUCAGCAGGCCCAGCCUUGACCUGGAAAAAAUGCAGCAGAAGAUGCUGCUCAAGAAGAACUGUGGAGCAAAGACGAGAGUUAUUAAAAUUCGUAGUAUCAAUGGGAGCCGCCCACCACCCCACUUUGUAUAUGAUCCAUCGAACUUUGCCUUCCGGUCCCUCAGCACCUUGAAGCCUCUGAGCCCGAUCGUUCCGGUAGAAGAACCGUCAUGUGCCUACUGAAGGAGAUUCUCCAAAACCUCAGGAACUGUUGUACCAACUACCUGCCUGGCAGGGGUGGGGAGGGUAAGGGGGCGGAGGGAGGGUGUGUGUGGGGGGGACAUCUUUGCAAUAACAAUCUCUCUGGCAGCAGGAAACAGGUGGCUUGGCAGCAGUGCCUGGUUUCAUAUCAUCACCACAUCUGAAGGGUGGCGGAAGGGGAGAGUUGCUGUUUGGAGUGAAAAGAGCACAUCAACUUCAUGAACUACAGGGAAAUCUGGAAGACUGCGAGAGGCAUGAGGACAUGCUAGGAAUAUGUAGCCCUAAAGGGUUAGCAGAUAGAUAGUCACUGUGUUAGAUGGCAACAAUGGCAAAAAGGCAUGUGGAUGACAACUACCUUCAAAUCUGGUAGAUUUUUUUCCAGAUGCUCUGCUUUAUAAUGUCUUGCUUUUGGACAAGCUACAUCCCCCAGGCUGAAGCAUUCUAAGGCUGGAGAUAAAAGUUAUGGAGGGCUUCUCAUGAAGUGAACUGGGCCCUGCUACAAUGUUGUCAGAAUUAGGAUUAUUCUAAAUUCUACUACAAUCAAGGAGGUGUCCCGUUGGAAUAGGAGAUGAGGAUUGUCAUGGUAGACACUGUAGGUACUUGCUGUAAGUGUUCUCCAUUGGAGGUGUUGGUUUAAUCUAAAGGUGGUUAAAACAGGGAAGCAAAGAGCAGCAGGGUUAGGGGGCAUCCUCAUGGGCUCUGCUGGGCUUUGCUGUGGGAUUUGGAGGGUCUGUGUGCUCAGCCACUCAAGGAGGCUCAGGCAUCUGCUUCCAGUCUUCACACAACAUGGCAAGAGCGGAGAAGCUAGUGGGGUUGUACACGCAAAGGGUUCCUCUCCUCAAGGACUGCAUCUACACUAGAGGAAAUGCAAUGCUUGAAUCAGGUAUUUCCCCUUCAGUUUCCCCACUCUCCCCCUUCAACUCCAAUGCUGAUCAACGAUGUCAUGCAAUAUAGCUGGUGUCAUGCAACUCGAUCAAGUCCAGUGUCCUGGGAAGCCUGCUGAGCCCUUGUCCUGCUUUGCCUGCCUUCCUCAUAUGGAUGCUGAACUCGCUGAAUUCUGGUCACAUGAACAGAGCAAAUCUUUCCCACACUGGCAGGGGAACUAUGGAUCAGGUGACUUGUUGUUAACCUCCUUUGUUGAAAUCCAGCACUUUCUCUAAGGUAGAUGUAUCAUGUGCUGUUUGAACCAUACUGGGCCUCAGCACUACUGAGACUUGCAGCAGUUUUUGCUAUCCAUUGGGUGGCGGUGUGGUUUUGUGCUACCAUGGUACAACUAAUUUGGGGAUGUCCUUGUCUUACUUGGCUGGGAAGGGAUGUAAGGAACCUCCCUGUGUUCAGCUAAGAUCUGAUCUUGCUUCUCAGUCUGGUGCCAAAAGCAGACACUUUGCACUGUGAGCAAGAGGCCUGGCCAAAUGGGGAAGGGGCAAUAAGCUGCAUCCACCUGAGAACUGAGGCAGCCUACUACUUCCCUGCAGCAAGAGGAGUGAACUGGAAGGAUUGCAACUUUCUGAAGCACUUCUGCUAGUUCUAGUGUGGAGAUCUUUGAUAUCUCUUUACCCAGUGCCCAGGAGACAGAGCCCACCUCAUAAACCAGUAUCACAGGUGGCACCAACUGGGGCGCUGCACUGGGAAUUUCAGUAGAGAGGCCAGAGACCAAGUAGCUCAAGGGAGCCUAAUCUCUCCUUUCAGCCCUGAGGCUGGUUGCCACCUGCUCAGGUUGGAGCCGAGACACACAGUUAGGGGAGGGCAGUGAUGGGGAAACUUGUAUUACUUUUGCCUUUUUCCUACCUGUUCUGUGGAUAGGAGACUUCAUGGCAGUAUCUAAAGCAGGGAUGGGCAACUAUUUGGGCUGGAGGGCCACUUAAUGGCCACGUCCACGUGAGCAUGGAUAUUUGGUUCCCUGGAGACAACUAGCAGUGGGACACCUUGUGCCGCUGCUAGUUGUCC
This is a messenger RNA of Alligator sinensis (Chinese alligator), 3328 nucleotides long. RefSeq lists its product as uncharacterized. The record is from RefSeq and is a predicted model, not a curated record. The coding region runs from base 509 to 1363 and encodes 284 amino acids. The transcript is spliced from 5 exons. NCBI's taxonomy places the organism in Eukaryota, Metazoa, Chordata, Crocodylia, Alligatoridae.